UGUCCCCGAAGGCCGCGGGCGCUGGCGAUGGUGACGUUGGCGGAGCGGCGGCUGCGGCUGGAGCCCGCCGGCCCGGCGUGUGGUUUCUGGGCCGCGGUCGACGUGUGGACGCGCAGGCCGCAGGUGGCGAACCGGCGGCUCAGCGGCUGCCGCCUCGAGGCCGAGAGGGAGACGCGGUGCUCCGAGGCGGGGCUCAGGCCCCUCCUGGAGGAGCUGGUGCCAGGGUGGAGGGACGAGCCGGGCCGCGAAGUGAAUGAGAUCCUCCUGGCAGUGACGGGGGAGCGAGCCGGCGGUAGACUGAAGGUGACCCUGCGGACUGUGAUCCCCAAAACCCAGGCGGAGAGCUGCAGAGAAAUAGUUUUGCAAGAUUUCGAAAACAACACAGCAACAUUUAUACCAUUAGAACGGCAUAAUUCAGAAAUGUACACUUGCAAGAAGAACAAUAUAUACAGCUUUAAACUUCGGCAAGAUAAAGGAGAUGAGUUAUUCUGGUUUAUUUCUGUUUCGAUCUUGUGCCCUGAGAAAUGGAAUGCAGAUGGAAUUGUGUAUCCCAAACCAGCAUGGCUCUCGGAUGUGUUGCUCACAAAGAUUGUGAAAUGGUCAAGUGAGAACAAGAAGAAUAACUUUAAGAGCACCCUUUCUCUCAUUUCUGUGGAAAAAUACAGUGAAUGUUACCAUUGUCUUAAAGCAAAAUACAAAGACAUGGUCAAGAUUUGGCCUGAGGUAACGAAUCCUGAAAAAUUUGUGUAUGAAGAUGUCGCCAUUGCAACAUACUUACUGGUUCUUUGGGAAGCUGAGCGUUUAGAAAAAGGCCUGACUGCUAAACAGUCCUUUAUAGAUUUGGGAUGUGGGAAUGGAUUACUGGUUCACAUCCUGACCAAUGAAGGACACCCUGGUAGAGGUAUAGAUGUGAGGAAACGGAAAAUUUGGGAUAUGUAUGGUCCACAGACAUGUCUCGAGGAAUGUGCCAUUACGCCAAGUGAUGACUUCCUUUUCCCAGAUGUGGACUGGAUAAUUGGCAACCAUUCAGAUGAAUUAACACCAUGGAUUCCUGUCGUUGCAGCAAGGUCAUCCUAUUCAUGCCGCUACUUUGUCCUGCCUUGUUGUUUCUUUGAUUUCUAUGGAAAGUACUGUCGAAAACAGACCAAAAGCACACAAUACAGAGCGUAUCUGGAUUUCAUUAUAGAAGUGGGUUCUGCUUGUGGUUUUAAAGUAGAGGAGGACUGCCUUCGAAUUCCAUCCACAAAACGGGUUUGCUUGAUUGGUAACCAAAGGACGUAUUCCUCAUCUUGCGAGAAAAGGCUGGAUGAAGAACGAACUCAGUAUAUUAGGGAGAGAUGUUCUUAUACUCUGUGUGCUGGAGAUGAUACAGGUUUUAGUAAGAUGAAAGACUCUGCUUCACCAUUUCCUCAUGUUACAGAUUGUUCAGUUGUUGAAGAUGACGUGAUGCAAGAUAGUUCUGCUGAUACAGAUUGUUCUGUGCCCAACAAAUGGGGGACUGGAUUCCAACCCAGAGAAAAAGUAGAGAAAAUUAGAAACUGUGCUGCUUUGCCUCGAGACUUUGUUGAUAAUGUAGUGCUUCAGGUAGCUAAAGCACUUUUAAAAGUAAACCAGGACAGCUAUGAUUAUAAUGGUGAAGACAGUGCAAAAUACUGGCAUAAAGGCGGAAGCCUGUCUCUUAAAAAUGUAGCAGAUCUUCUGGACUGUGAUACAUUACAAAAAUUAAAAAAAGAAUGUGGAGGAUUACAAACCCUGUUGAGAAACAAUUGUCAGGUCUUUGAAGUUGCCCAUGGAAAUGUUCAGAUCCGUGACUGGUCAAAAGAAAAGCAAGACAAACAAAAAGAAAAGCACACAAAAAAUCUAUCACCAGAUGAGAAAAGAAAAUUGCUUUCUGAGGCAUGUAAGACACGCCUCUGCUGGUUCUUUGUAAAUCAUCCUGAUGGAUGUCCUCGAAUUGCAGAAAAGUGUCCAUUUGCACACGGAAUAAAAGAAUUGCGUUCUCGUGCUAAUAGCAGAAAAUGAAUUAAUAUUGGUGUUACAUUAAAAGGAAAUGUUCAAGAAUAACAUAUACACUUUUUUUUCAAAAAGAAGAGCUACCUAUUCCAAAUAACCAGUGGAUCAAAUGUUGCUGCAACAAAACAUCAUCUGCCAUGAGUUAAACCUUCCUUCAUGUGUUUAGAUUUUUAAUAUCUUUGUGUCUGGCAAGUUACUGAAAGUACAAGCUAAUAAUGAUAUGAGGCAAACCGUCUGAGUGGACAGUUCCUCUUAACCAGUCCAGUUGAAAGAUUGUGAAAUAAAAAAAGCACAGAAACUGAAACAGAGGUUCAAAUUCUCAGUGUCACAUCAAGUACUGGAAACAAAAUGGAGAAGAGUUACUUGGGUUAGGGAAGAGAGAAAGAAAAGGAAAGUGAAAUGGUGUAUACUUUUUAAAAAAUCUUUUGAAGGAAUGAGAUUCCAAAUAUAUGAUAGUCAAUUUUAAGUACUAAUGAAGUUGAUUUGCAGUGUUUGAUGUUAAUUACACCAUUAAAAGUUGGUUUAUUUCUGUAGAAAGGCAAAUCUACUUUGUGGUGAGUUCACGUAUCUAUCAUGCAAUACAUCAACUUCUAACAUUCAUUUUGGCUCAAUAGUAAGAUAGGUUGCAAAACAACAUUCUUGGAAAGCUAACAGCAGAGUGAUGCCACUCUAUCAGCAAUUCCUGAAUAUCUGCAACUGCCUCUUGUCUGAUUUAUUUGCAAAUAAAUAUCAGUGAUUAUUAUUAGCCUCAUCAUUUUGGCAAUAGUAUCAGGCCCAAUGCUUUUGAAUUCCACUUUUUCUGACCAAUUGUUUCUCAUAAUUAACUCCACAUAAGUGAAAAUCUUUAAAGAAAUUUAAAAUCAAAAUGAUUUUCCAUCUGCAUCUGUGAUUCUCUGACAGACCCUGGUCAUCUCAUCCACCCCUGAAGUUCUUUGACUGCACCCUGAAAUAAUCCUGCUACUACAGCCAUGUCUCCUUCCUCAGUACCUGUCUAUGUAGCUGGCUUAUCUGAUAUGGACUCAAGACAAUAUUUAGACCGGCUCAACCUGGACCAAACUGUGACAACCGCAAUCUAAAGUGCCUCUGAAGCAGACAGAAACAUUUCCCCCUUGGGUUUCCCAGCUCACGGCUUGCUUUCCCAGACCUGCAAAGGACCUGUUCUUUAUCCUUGGAAGGAUCCACACCCUGAACCAGUGCUUUUUCUCCACCCUACUGGACAUCAAACAGCAUAAGUACACCAAACUCUCGUAAUUACCUCCAGAUUGAGAGCACCUCAACCACUCCAGAUCCUACCCCUGACAUCCUCCUAAAUCCACCGGAACCCAUAAACCACACAGUUGCUCCUGCCACUCCCACUGCCACAGAGUAUCACAUUAUUUCCAUCAACCAGGUCGCCUUCACAACUGCUACCAAUGGCAUGCAUUGCACCAUUACUCCUGCUGACGUCACUGCUGAUCACAUGACCGUUGCCAUAUGCUUACCCACUCUGGCAACAUCUCCACCCUUGCUCCCAACUCCAGUUCAACAUGAGACCACAGACCCAAGCCCUCCCAUCUCACCUAGACCUGCCCUCUCACUGAGGACAGUUAGUCUUCAGCAACAGACUCGCCUUCAUUCCACCAUGCCCACAUGUCAAUGCAUUUCUCACAUGCCGAGAUGUUGAACUCUUUCCACUGCCUCCACCUCCAUGCCUAAAGAAUUCUUUCUUUAAUAAUUACUUGGCAAAAAUGUUUGUUCCCUCAAGCUUUGAUGUUAAAUUGUGUAGGCUGAAUUUGUGCAUUACGGUUACAAGGGAACUUCUGUAUCCUGUGAAAAUGGUGCUCCACUUUGAGAUCUAAGUGCUUCCAAGAAAUGAUUAGCAAACCCUAUCUAUUAAUUGUUUUAGUUUACUGGAUUCAUGCCAUUUUAAAAUGUUAUUUUGUUCUUCAAAAACAAUAGGACAUUAUAUUGCAUUUCAUUUUGUUUUUUUUUUAUUCAUAUGGGAGGUGUCAUUAUGUUAUUACUGGAUAAGUAAUCCCAGAGAUGUAUGCAAAUGCCCUGGGGACAAGCAAACUCAACAUGGCGGGUCGUGAGAUUUGAAUUCCAUUAAUGAGUGUGGAACUAAAAAUAAGUCCAUUGUUGACCAUGAAAUCAUUGUUGUAAAAUUUAAUCUGGUUCUCUGAUGUCCAUUAGGGAAGGAAAGUCUGUCAUCCUCACCUGGUCUGACUUAUGUAUGACUCCACUCCAGAUCAAUAGCAUUGUGAUUUACUCUUAAAUGUCCUCUGAAAUCACCUAUUGAGUCUAAUAAAGUUAUUGGAAAAGACAGUGGCGCGCACAAUACUGUUAGUCUGUAAUUCCCUCCUUGCUAACGUCUGGAAUUUUCAGCUAAAUUUGGAGAGUUUUUUUUUCCUUCUGUUUUAUCCUCAUGGGAUGUGGGUGUCACUGACUUGGACAGUAUUUAUUGCUCAUCCUUAGUUGUUCUUGAGAAGAUGGUGGUGAGCUGCCAUCUUGGACCCCUAUAAUCCAUUUAGCAUAGGUACAACCGCAACCACAAUUUGAUCUAGUGAAGGAACAGUGAUAUAUUUCUAAAAGAGGGUGGUGAGUGGCUUCAAGGAGAACUUUCAAGUCGUGGUGUUCCAAUGUAUUUGCUGUCCUUGUCCUUCUAGAUGGUAGUAGUCAUGGGUUUGGAGGCUGCCAUCUAAGAAACCUUGGUGAAUUUCUGCUGUGUACCUUGCAAUUGGAAUGUACUGCUGUUGCUGAGUGACAGUGGUGAUGGGAGUGAAAAUUUGUGGAUGAGCCAAUCAAGUGAGCUGCUUUAUCCUGUAUUGUGGCUUGAGUGUUGUUGGAAUUGUCCUCAUCCUGGGAAGUGGGAGGUUUUCAAUCACACACCUGACUUUUGCUUUGCAAAUGAUGGGCAGGUUUUGGGGAGUCAUGAUGUGCGUUAUUUUUUGUAGUAUAUGUAGUCUCUGUAACUAUAUGAUGAAGGGCUUGUGCCCGAAACGUCGAAUUUCCUGCUCCUUGGAUGCUGCCUGACAUGCUGCGCUUUAACCAGCAACACAUUUUCAGCUCUGUAACUAUAUGGAUCUGAUCUCCAGCAUCUGCAGACCUCACUUUCUCCUCGAAAACUAUAUGGUUAGUUCAGUUUCUGAUCAAUGAUAAACCCAAGAUAUGGAUAGUGGACAAUUGUGAUGGUAAUCCAAGAGCCAAUGGUCAAAUUUUUUUCUUGCUGGAGAUUAUCAUUGCAUGACACUUUUGUGGUGUGAAUGUCACUUGCCACUUUUCAGCCCAAACUUGGGUCUGAUCUAGAUUUUAGCAGACAUGGACUGCUUCAGUACUUGAGACUUGAUUCAUGCUGACUAUUAAGGAAUCAUCAGCGAGCAUUCCCAUUUCUGACCUUAUGAGGGAAGGAAGAUCAUUGAAGGAGCUGGAAAUGGUCGAACGUAGGACGUGCCACCCCAAGGAACUCCUGGAGCUAAGGUGACUAACGUCUGACUGCUACAACAAUCUCUCUUUGUGCCAUGUAUGGUGCUGACCAGUGGAGAUUUUACAGUUUUCCAUUAUCUUCAGUUUUGCUCGAGCUCUUUGAUGCCACAUCGAAUCAAGUGAAGCCUUGGUAUCAAGAACAGACACUCUUGCUUCACCUCUGGAAUUCAGAUCUUUUGUCAAUUUUUGAAGGAAGGUUUUAAUAAGGUCAGGAACUGAGUGGGCCUCUCAGAAUCCCUACUGGGUGUUAGUGAGCAGGUUAUUGCUAAGCAAUUGCUGCAUGAUAAGUGUGAUCAACAGUGCUAUCAUUUUACAGAUGAGCAAAAGAAGACUCUCUGAUCAAUAAGAACCAGUUUCGUAAGCAAGUCUGUGGAGAAACGGUUAAUGUUUUGAGGCCAAUGACUUUAUUAGAAAUUAUUCUGAACAGUUCCAUAGAAUUAUCCGAAUGGAAACGUUAACUGUUUCUGGCCACGGAUAAUACCAAACUGCUAAGUUUCUCCAGCACUCUCAUCAUUAAAAGCAAAGGUAAAUUGAUCUGUUUAACACUCAAAUAUAAGAAAAGUACUGUGGAUCCUGAAGAUCUGAAAUAAGAACAGUUCUGGAGAAACUCAGCAUGUCUGACAGCCUCUGUAGAAGUGUUUGCUUCUGUAUCAAAGAAAUGGGAUUGGAAAUAUUAACUCUGUUUCUCUCUUCAGAUGCUGUGAGUCCUACUGAGUUUCUCCAGCACUUUUCAUUUAUAUUUGUACUAAAACGAGUGAGGCGAGGUUUUUUUUUUGUUGUCCAACCUUGACUGGGUAACUAUCUACUAACUGCUGCAGAGCCCCCUGAACUAUCUAAUUUCAAUGAGUUUUGGAGACUACUGGGUGAAGGGAAAUUACCCAUUGGAAUUGUCAAAAUUCUGACCAGUUGCCUCAGAGUCUGCUGUAUUAGCGAUUGUGUAGAGUCCAGCAGAGUAGAAAUUGUGCUCUGACCUUAGGAAACUAUGCCAUGAUAUCUGCAGAAUCUUUUAGAGCUGGUUUGGCAUUGUAAAUUUCAACUUGUACCUCCUGCUAAUCAUCGCAUUUAAGUUGGGUUAUCAGCAUCAGAGGUAACAUAUAUCGUAUGGAUUUAUUCCAUUUCAGCUGUCGAGUUAAGCGGAUGUUGUAAUUCUGCCUGCUAUAUUAAUGCAAUCUAGGCAGAUUCAGACUUACCUGCACAAAAGAUCAGAAAGCUUCAAGCAAUGUUCCUUGUUAAUAAUUCACUCAUGGAACAUGGAUGUCACUGCCUGACCCAGCAUUUUAUUGCCCAUCCCUGGUUGCCUUUGAGAAGUUAGUAUUGAGUUGCCUUCUUGAUUUGCUACAGUUCAUUUGGUACAGGUACAGUUAAGGAGGGAGUGCCAGGAAUUUGACACAAUGACACUGAAGGAACAGCAGUAUGUUUCCAAGUCAGGAUGUUGUGUGGCUUAGAGGGGAACCUGUAGGUCAUGUUGUUCCAAUUUAUCCAUUGCACUUAUCAUUCUAGAUGGUACUGGUUGUUGGUAUGGUCUGAGGAUCUUUAGUGAAUCUCUAUAGUGCAUCUUAUUGAUAGUACACCCUGCUGUUAGUAAGCAUUAGUGGUGGAGUGACUGAAUGUUUGUGAAUAUGGUGUUAAUUGAGUGGCUGCUGUUUCCCAAACCAAUAAUCCUCAUAUUGUAUGUGACAUUUUGUACUGAUUCAAUGUUCGGUUAAUCCCAAACACAAAACUGGCCACAAUCCCAGGUCAGAGUUGGCUUGUUUAAUGAAUGCUCUUCAAAUUGUGUCCAUCUUCUUAGACUUCGGGAGGCAUGAUUUCGAAGUUCUUUCAUACAGAAAGUAUUUUCUGAGGAACUGUGUACCAAUAAAAUGAUCAAAUUGUUCAGUAUAGUUUUUUUUUCUUAAAUAAUUUGCAAUAUUUUAUAUGAGAAAAUUCAUAGAUGUAGGACUGUGAAUAUCCUUAAGAAUUUAUUUUUUGGCAAUAAGCCCAUUUUAAGCUGUAUAAUAAAUCUACAUUGGGUUAUUACUCAAAUAUGAUUAAGGCUACCAAUUAAUAGAAUAACGAAUAGAAACAAUCUUCUGUGAUAUGCCUGAUUAUGAUUUUCCACAGAAGAGUUUAUAUUUGUGAUUGUACAAAUUAAUUUUUGGCUGAGAUCUGAAUUGUAACCUAAAUGGAAUUCUGCCAGCCCUGUUGCUAAGUUGCGUUUGGAGAUUGAAACAAACACUUGGAAGAAAAAAAAGUGGCUGUGUUUUGGAAGAAAUGGAGAUUUGAGUUUGGAGGAUGUGUCACCUCCUGAGCUACUCACUCAAUUAAUUCUUUAUGUGACAUAUAAAAUCUGUUAAGUUGUUAAUGUCAGCUGAUUUAAAUCUUCAAACAUAUUGUGCCGUGAACAAACUUGCUUUAAAUUCUCACCUUUGUUUGCAAUCCCCCCCAUGACCUAGCCCCUUCUGUAAUACUUUAUAGACUCAGAAAUCUCUUGAGAUAUCUGCACUCUUCUGAUCUGGUUUCUUGAGCAUUCCCAAAUUUAAUCAGUCCCCCUAAACGUGGCUGUGUCUUUAGUUUUCUAAGAUCUAAGCUCUGGAAUUCCAGUACCUAAAAGGGGCGGCACGGUGGCACAGUGGUUAGCACUGCUGCCUCACAGCAUCUGAGACCCGGGUUCAAUUCCCGACUCAGGCGACAGACUGUGUGGAGUUUGCACGUUCUCCCCGUGUCUGCGUGGGUUUCCUCCGGGUGCUCCGGUUUCCUCCCACAGUCACAAAGAUGUGCGGGUCAGGUGAAUUGGCCAUUCUAAAUUGCCCGUAGUGUUAGGUAAGGGGUAAAUGUAGGGGUAUGGGUGGGUUGCGCUUCGGCGGGUCGGUGUGGACUUGUUGGGCUGAAGGGCCUGUUUCCACACUGUAAGUAAUCUAAUCUAAAAUGAUCCAUCUCUUUUCCCAGCUUUUAAGGACAUCUUUGAAAUCUACCACUUUCAGAAAGCUUUUACUGUUCUAUAAUUAUAUCUGCUAUACUUUUGAUGUCAAAUGAUGUUUGGUAACAUCUUCGUAAAGUACUUUGUAUAGUUUUACUGCCAUAUGAAUUCAGAUAGUUGUUGCUAUUGGCUAUCUAAAACAAAACUUAUUGCACAAAGUCAAUCCCUGACAUUGAUGGCAAUUUAAGUAUGUUACUGUUUAGGUAACUGCAACUGGACAUCCUUACUUUUACCGUCAUAAAGAUGUACAGCAUGGAAACAGACCCUUCGGUCCAACCCAUCCAUGCCGACCAGAUAUCCCAACCCAAUCUAGUCCCACCUGCCAGCACCCGGCCCAUAUCCCUCCAAACCCUUCCUAUUCAUAUACCCAUCCAGAUGUCUCUUAAAUGUUGUAAUUGUACCAGCCUUCACCACAUCCUCUGGCAGCUCAUUCCAUACACAUACUACCCUCUGCGUGAAAAAGUUGCCCUGUAGGUCUCUUUUGUAUCUUUCUUCUCUCACCCUAAACCUUUGCCCUAUAGUUCUGGACUCCCCGACCCCAGAGAAAAGACAUUGUCUAUUUAUCCUAUCCAUGCCCCUCAUAAUUUUGUAAACCGCUAUAAGGUCACCCCUCAGCCUCUGACGCUCCAGGGAAAACAGCUCCAGCCUGUUCAGCCUCACCCUAUAGCUCAAAUCCUUCACCCCUGGCAAUGUCCUUGUAAAUCUUUUCUGAACCCUUUCAAGUUUCAUCUUGUUUUUUUUUAAAAGAAGGAAUAAUACUGAACAUAUGGUGUUACGUGAUUUGAAGAUCUGAUGACUUGGGAUAGAAUGUGAAAAGGGCUUUCACCAACAGGAAAUGCCAAAUUUAUGACUUGCUCUUAAUAUGCAAUUAAUAUGUUUAAUAAAUUUAACAUUCACAGGUUAGACCAAGUAAAUUGAUUUUGUAGCAAGCUGCAACACUCAUUGUAAUUUUAACUGUAAAAGAAAUAUUUGAAAUAUUUGUCAAAUGAAUGUUUGUACUGGAUUCCUUUUUA
Messenger RNA from Hemiscyllium ocellatum (epaulette shark), 9444 nucleotides. It is a transcript of the gene trmt44, whose product is annotated as tRNA methyltransferase 44 homolog. The transcript is spliced from 11 exons. Gene Ontology annotation, biological process: tRNA methylation. The record is from RefSeq and is a predicted model, not a curated record. NCBI's taxonomy places the organism in Eukaryota, Metazoa, Chordata, Chondrichthyes, Orectolobiformes, Hemiscylliidae. The coding region runs from base 28 to 2022 and encodes 664 amino acids. Gene Ontology annotation, molecular function: metal ion binding; tRNA (uridine) methyltransferase activity.